CUGUGCACAUCCUUGACUGACUCUGCUGAGGGUGGGGCCGAACCCCUGUUUCUGUGGGCGGGGAGGUGGCUGUGUCCCCUGUGCUCUGCUGAGCCCUGCGUGGUGAGCCCUGGGUGGCUGCAGGUCCCUGCAGGAUCCCCCUGAGUGGGGGUAGGGCAAGGCAGUUAUUUUCAGAUGGUGCCAGAGGGUGGAGUUUCAGAUUUGUUUAUGCCUGUCGGAAGCACUCUGGGGCUAGGGAUGGGGUGCCCAGCUCAGCACUGACGUUCAGGACACCUGGCCAAGAGGCGCCUCAGAUUUCCCUGUCCUGCUGUGGGGGGUUCACUUUGUAGCCCCAGGCAGGCCGGGGUAUUGUAGCUUUUUCCAGGGGAUCCAGGAGGGGUGCAGGCACACGGUGCGUGGUAGUCCUCCGCAGGCCUGCAGCCCUAGGCUGGCGGAAUGUGCCAGCCCACACACAGGAGGGGGCAGUUCACACCGAGGGCUGGCCCGAGGAUUGUCAGGGCCACACCAGGCAAAGCCAGCGCUAUUAAUAUCAGGCAGGCAGAAGCCCCCAGCUGGGUGAUCCUCUUAUGCCUGCGGCCUUGGCCUCUGAGGAAGGCAGUGAGUGCUGUUCCCUCAGUACGGUGGGGGCUCCAAGGGCCUCCUAGCUGCUGUGCCUCUGCUGACAUUUGGCAGGCAGCUUCUGCCAGCCAAGGGUCUUACCCCCAGCCCCCCGGCUCUGCACCCACUGUGCUGCCCACAAGAGUGGUCCUGCCCAUGGAAGGGCCAGUUCAGGUGGCUGGAGCUCCUGAGCUGCCCUAGGGGACUGCUGUGGGUCUGAGGUGAUGUCCCUCACGGCUGUCUGCGCCUGAACCCCCACGCAUCCACCCCUGGGGCCACUCUGCUGUUCGGGAGCACCCACCCGUGUCCUGGACCAUGAGCAGCCCCCCAGCUUACCCUGGCAUCAGGAUCUCAGGGUGCCGGGCCCUUGGAGCAGAAGGCAGCAGCAAUGCAGAGUCCCUGGACAGGCUCCUGCCACCUGUGGGCACCGGGCGCUCUCCCCGGAAGCGGACCACCAGCCAGUGCAAGUCAGAGCCUCCCCUGCUACGCACAAGCAAGCGCACCAUCUACACCGCGGGGCGGCCACCCUGGUACAACGAGCACGGCACGCAAUCCAAAGAGGCCUUCGCCAUCGGCCUGGGAGGCGGCAGUGCCUCUGGGAAGACCACUGUGGCCAGAAUGAUCAUCGAGGCCCUGGACGUGCCCUGGGUGGUCUUGCUGUCCAUGGAUUCCUUCUACAAGGUGCUGACCGAGCAGCAGCAGGAACAGGCCGCACACAACAACUUCAACUUCGACCACCCGGAUGCCUUUGACUUCGACCUCAUCAUUUCCACCCUCAAGAAGCUGAAGCAGGGGAAGAGCGUCAAGGUGCCCAUUUAUGACUUCACCACGCACAGCCGGAAGAAGGACUGGAAAACACUGUAUGGUGCAAACGUCAUCAUCUUUGAGGGCAUCAUGGCCUUUGCUGACAAGACACUGUUGGAGCUCCUGGACAUGAAGAUCUUUGUGGACACAGACUCCGACAUCCGCCUGGUACGGCGGCUGCGCCGGGACAUCAGUGAGCGCGGCCGGGACAUCGAAGGUGUCAUCAAGCAGUACAACAAGUUUGUCAAGCCCUCCUUCGACCAGUACAUCCAGCCCACCAUGCGCCUGGCAGACAUCGUGGUGCCCAGAGGGAGCGGCAACACGGUGGCCAUCGACCUGAUCGUGCAGCACGUGCACAGCCAGCUGGAGGAGAGGAAGCUACGUUGGGAUAUGGCUGCUCUGGCCUCGGCACACCAGUGCCACCCCCUGCCUCGGACGCUGAGCGUCCUGAAGAGCACGCCGCAGGUACGGGGCAUGCACACCAUCAUCAGGGACAAGGAGACCAGUCGCGACGAGUUCAUCUUCUACUCCAAGAGACUGAUGCGGCUGCUUAUCGAGCACGCGCUCUCCUUCCUGCCCUUUCAGGACUGCGUCGUGCAGACCCCGCAGGGGCAGGACUAUGCGGGCAAGUGCUAUGCGGGGAAGCAGAUCACCGGUGUGUCCAUCCUGCGCGCCGGUGAAACCAUGGAGCCCGCGCUGCGCGCUGUGUGCAAAGACGUGCGCAUCGGCACCAUCCUCAUCCAGACCAACCAGCUUACCGGGGAGCCCGAGGUGCCUGGGGGCAGCCGGGGCGAUGAGCCCGGGGGUAGGGGGCAGAGGGAGCCCCACCUGCAGCCUGACCCCUGCCGCCCGCAGCUCCACUACCUGAGGCUGCCCAAGGACAUCAGCGAUGACCAUGUGAUCCUCAUGGACUGCACCGUGUCCACGGGCGCCGCGGCUAUGAUGGCGGUGCGCGUGCUCCUGGACCACGACGUGCCUGAGGACAAGAUCUUUCUGCUGUCACUGCUCAUGGCAGAGAUGGGCGUGCACUCAGUGGCCUAUGCAUUUCCACGAGUGAGAAUCAUCACCACGGCGGUGGACAAGCGGGUCAAUGACCUUUUCCGCAUCAUCCCAGGCAUUGGGAACUUUGGCGACCGCUACUUUGGGACGGACGCGGUCCCCGAUGGCAGUGACGAGGAGGAAGUGGCCUACACGGGUUAGCCGCCCAGUGAGCCAUCCCGUCCCCACCACCCUCCUCCUGCCUCCUGACCCAGGACUGCUGAAUACAAAGAUGUUAAUUUUUAAAAUGUUACCAGUAUAAUUUAUUCUAUGCAUUUUAUAAAAUAAAUAAUAAAGCUUUAGAAAAAUGAA
Symphalangus syndactylus (siamang) is the source of this 2751-nucleotide messenger RNA. It is a transcript of the gene UCKL1, whose product is annotated as uridine-cytidine kinase 1 like 1. Gene Ontology annotation, molecular function: kinase activity; ATP binding. The record is from RefSeq and is a predicted model, not a curated record. NCBI's taxonomy places the organism in Eukaryota, Metazoa, Chordata, Mammalia, Primates, Hylobatidae.